This is a messenger RNA of Ilex paraguariensis (yerba mate), 450 nucleotides long. The record is from the annotation of a GenBank genome assembly. NCBI's taxonomy places the organism in Eukaryota, Viridiplantae, Streptophyta, Magnoliopsida, Aquifoliales, Aquifoliaceae.
AUGGAGAGUGGAGAACACAUGCCUGACAAGAUAAAGUUUGUUAGUGAGUUGGCUCGAGUGGCUGCCCCAGGAGCCACAAUAAUAAUAGUUACAUGGUGCCAUAGGGAUCUUUCCGCUUCUGAGGAAUCCUUGCAGCCUCAGGAAAAAGAGCUACUAAACAAGAUAUGUGAUGCUUAUUUUCUCCCAGCAUGGUGUUCUACUGCCGAUUAUGUCAAAUUACUUGAAUCCCUCUCUCUUCAGGAUAUUAAGGCAGCGGAUUGGUCUCAGUAUGUUGCCCCAUUUUGGCCGGCAGUUAUUAGAUCAGCAUUGACAUGGAAGGGCCUCACAUCAUUGCUGCUGCGAAGUGGAUGGAAGACCAUAAAGGGGGCAUUGGCAAUGCCAUUGAUGAUCCAGGGAUACAAAAAGGAUCUAAUCAAAUUUGCUAUAAUUACAUGUCGAAAGCCUAAGUAG